Molecule: messenger RNA, 2856 nt
Organism: Rhineura floridana
Lineage: Eukaryota; Metazoa; Chordata; Lepidosauria; Squamata; Rhineuridae
Exons: 6
Coding region: 288-1280 (330 amino acids)
Biological process (GO): regulation of lipid metabolic process; triglyceride homeostasis
Source: RefSeq, a predicted model, not a curated record
CUUCAGGCGCUUGAAUCCUUUGCCAUAAGUUGCCCCUACUGCCACCUGCCAGCUUUGUGCAACUCUUAUGCUCUAGGUCAAGGGCUUUGUGCCCCCAGAGUGAACUGAGGAAUGAAAUCCCAGAAUUAACAUACUGCUGGCUCAUUAAAUGCUGGAGAGAGUUGCUCAGUCGAGAUCUCAGGCCCAGUAUCACUCGUCCCUUCCUUGUCUGAUCCCUCCCACCCUCUCCUCUGCAUAUAAGAGGCAGACUUCACUCCCUCUCUUUUCCCCUCAGUCAAGUCACAGCAAUGCUGACUUUCACAUUCCUGAGCGUCUUUCUGCCCCAUGCACCCGUGCCUGCCCUUAUUCUCCCAGGGCCUCAGCAGGCAGCUCGGCAGGAGGAGGUCAACUUGCUUGUCUACGGGGUGCUGCAGUUCAGCGGCACGCUGCGUGACCUCUAUGACUCCACGGCACAGAAGCUUGAUAGGAUCAGGCACAGGACUGACCUCUAUGAACACGGCCUGGGGGUGCUACUUCAACAGACUCAAAGUGCCCAGCAGAAACAGAAAGAGAUCAGAGAGAUUAUUGAAAGGCUGAAGGCUGAGGACAUGAUAUCACGACAGCAGGGUCAGAGCAACAAGGAAGCACUGCAGAAGGUUCUUCUGGGUCAGCACAACCUGGCACAACAAGUGGGGAUGCUUGAAGAGAUGCUAGUCAUCAUGGAAGACCGAGGUUCCCAAACUAAGGGAUGGGAAUUUUCUGCUUUGAAGGAGAGUCGCUCCAUCCCCUUGAUCAUUCUGGUUGCCAUUUUUCUGAACUUUUCCCAGCUCUACAAUAUCCUUUUUGAGCCACAGCACUCUGGGUCGACAUCUUCAUCGAGCUGUCCACUACAAGCCCAAGGUCUCGCUCCCGGCACACAUGCAACAGCAGAAUCUCACCGUCUGGUCCCUGCUGAGAGCUACCCAGCAGCAGCAGCAGCAGACGGCUCAACAGACAGAACAGCUGCUCUGGAUCCAAAACCAGAUGAAGAACCACAGCGGUGCCAUGCUGGACGAGGGGGACCAGGACAAAGACACCGCAGCAACGUUAAGGUCAAAAAGGCAAAGGGGAUCAUAAUCUCUAGAGCAGAAAAACCACCUGUUCACAGCAGCUUUAUGACACCUUUUCGCAUCUGUCUUGUAACAUGGCUGAUUCUGCUACAGCAGCCGUGGGCUGCCCAGUCAGAGGUCAGGAGCAGGCUAGAAGGACCAUCCGGCCUCACCAUGAGUACUCUCCGUCACCUGCUGGAUUUAUCUAUGUAGACUGAAGUGGCAGUGCAUCACCUUCUCAUAUGAGUAACUGCAAGUCCUCUGAGGGUUCUUCAGAAAGUUGUAGUAUCAGUUCUGAACAGCAGUAGUCAACUGAAUAACCUUUCUGAAAACUACAUGGCCUUCACCCAAGGCUGCAUCAGAGAAGGCUCCAGUUAUGCAGAGCUUAUUAUGUACAUACACAGAGCAUCUGCUUGUCAGUAUGGAUGGGCAUUCUGUGCUACAACACUGCCUUGGCUGCCAGAGCUUACCAGGAAUGAGAGAACAACAUUGUUAGUGCUUCACUAGGUCAGACACUGGAAGGGAGAGGCAACAGCAGUUUCCAAAAGACUACAGUUUUAUCUACUGCAUGCCAGAGAAGGACUGGGUCUUUAUUCAGUCUAAUGACAACAGCAGCUGAACACUAGACCAGAGCCUUGAUGCUGAACUCUUGACAGUUCUGUGGUCUUAACAGCAACCUACGCCCUGACAGUUGGUAGGGAGCUGGAAGCUUGUCACAGUGUCAUUUAAAAUCAGUACCAAAAACCGCAAGACAAACCAAGAAGGAACUGAUUUUCAGAAUAAAAAAUGGUUUAAGCUACAAGUCCCUUUUACCCCUUUGGUUCUGAACACACACUUUUAAGGAGCCAGCACACUAUUUUAUACAGCAACAGGAUUGUGAGUGCAAGUUCUGAGGGAAGCUUCCUAUAAAGGGAAGCACAUUGCUAGCAACUGAGAGAAAAUAGGAUAUGGGUGAACUGGAUUUGAAGGAAAGGGAAUCAAAAGUUUCAAGCAAAAUCAUUCUUUUUUUAGUGACUACAUCACCCAGAACUUUAUCUACAUAUGCUUCUGUCACUGCAAAAUACAGGGGAAUUCAGCACCAUAAGAUUGAAAAAAAUCAGAGCUGAGGCAUGGAAUUUAAGCAUCGUAAAGCAUGCAAAACAGAGCUACUUUUGCCCUCAUUGGCCAGCAGAGUGGCCCCAACCCUGCUCUGCAAUAUAAAGUACAUUCACCUACCUGUAUGUUGUGUGAGGUGUGUAGACUUCCUUGACUGGAAACUCCAGGAUCUCCUUGGUGGGCCGGACCCGGAGGUCAGGAUAGGGCUGGACAUGUAGCAGUUCAGGAGACAGGCAGUAAUGGGCACUCUCUGGCACAGGUGAAAUGUCAAUCUUGAGUUGGGCUAUGGCGCAGAAACAAGAGAAGUGUGUGCGGUGUUUGUAAGAAGAGUUUGCAUAAAGAAAACAUGUCAGAACAGAUAAAGCUCUGAGAUUGAGUAUGCAUUGUAAGGUAUGCUGGAAAGUGGUGGGCCACUGGAGUUUCCUGAUCUCCAUCACAUCUGAAGUCAUUCUCAAUUCUCAUUCUGUUCUACUUACUCUUGGGAAGGGUGAGUGAGCACCUGCAGCAUCAGAACUAUUCACCUUUAGGGGGUGCCAACUAUGAGCCAUACACGGGGGAAGCACAGAGAAGGCUGCCUUUUAUAAACACAGGGAUGGAAAGAGGCAACAGAAACCAUAGAGGGCCCUCUUUCACCAUAAACAGAGAACAGUGAUGAAGGGUGGCUUGAAACUUUUAAAUAAAUAAUGAAUGAAUG